Molecule: messenger RNA, 681 nt
Organism: Melitaea cinxia (Glanville fritillary)
Lineage: Eukaryota; Metazoa; Arthropoda; Insecta; Lepidoptera; Nymphalidae
Product: peptidyl-tRNA hydrolase 2, mitochondrial-like
Exons: 2
Coding region: 176-661 (161 amino acids)
Cellular component (GO): mitochondrion; cytosol
Molecular function (GO): peptidyl-tRNA hydrolase activity
Source: RefSeq, a predicted model, not a curated record
UAAAAAUCAAUCAAAUUGCAAUAUGUCACUUGUUAAGUAUUUGUAUUGUAGGUUAAACAAUUUUUAAGUGUUUCGUUCAUGUUUAAAGGACAUUGAAUAAAGGUACUUGAAUCUCGCGGUAAUAUUUCAUCCCGGUAAUUUAAAUAUACUAAUAAUCAUUCCUAAUCAGAAGAAAAUGGAAUUAAAUUUAAGUUUUGUUACCGGGUUAGGAUGCGGUAUCUGCAUUGGUAUAUCACUGUUUGCAUUUAAAAAAUACUUUAAAGCAUUUUCUGAAACUGCAGAAGCUGUGAAGAAGUUUGCAUCAAAUUCGGAAUAUAAAUUAGUAUUAGUUGUAAGAACUGAUUUAAGUAUGGGUAAAGGUAAAAUAGCUGCACAAUGUGGUCAUGCAGCAGUUGGGGCUUACGAGAAAGCUUUGAAACUUGACCCAGACAGUUUAAAAGUUUGGAAAAUGACAGGCCAAGCCAAAAUAGCACUUAAGACAGAUUCAGUAGAUGAAAUUAAACAAAUAGCUGAUAAUGCAAAAAAAAUGGGUCUGGUGACAUCAUUAAUAAGGGAUGCCGGAAGAACUCAAAUUGCAGCAAAUUCAAUUACAGUGCUUGGUGUGGGACCUGCACCCAAAGAUGUUAUUGAUAAAGUAACUGGUCACUUAAAAUUGUUGUAAAUAAAUAUUAUUCUAACAAA